GCUAGUGGGUGUAACGCUAGCACAUGUCGACAUGUUUACUGAUGACUGGUUUAUUCUGACGCUUGCCACUGGGCGAAUACAUUGGCAAAUUUCUGUCGCCCGCCAGUGGGUUGUUAUAACACUGGCCAUGACUUAUAGAUGAGACUACUGAACUGAGUUUUCUUCAGCAUUAACGGUUUGUUAUGAGAUGUUUUGUUAUUGAACUGAAUCUGAUUCUGCAGUAACGGUUUUGUCAUUGAACAUUUUGCUAUUGAACUGAACUUGAUUUCCGCAUUAACGGUUUAUCAAUGAAAGUUUUGCUAUGUUUACAUGGUUUAUCUGGCAUGUUAAAAGUUUUACCCAAGGGUUAUCCAUAUUUACUUACUGAGUUAUCUCAUAGUUUUCCUUGUCCACCAUUUUAGGAAGCAAAACCGAGGACGGGGAAAACCAAGGGGAGUGACGAGUUAGAAGGCUAGCCAUCUUGUAAAGUGAAUAUAGAUUUGAGAUGUAGAUCGUGAUCUUAAGAGUUAGAGUGUAUGUGGAGAUUUUUGAUAUCAGAGCAGACUGUAAAGAUUUUAUCUUGAGAUUUUGUGGUAUCCGAUUGUGAUUUGAAUAAGUUCCGAGCCUUGUGCACUUGUGGGACCCGUCUCACGAGUGCACGGCGUCUGUCGCGCCUCGGAUUUGGGUUCUGGGGCGUGACAAUUUUUUUUGAAGAUGCAUGAAGUUAUUGGUCAAUUUAUUUGACCAAAAUACUAUUAAUUUUCUUGAGAGAAUGUUGCAAGAAUUUCAAUUAUUUUGUUUGGGCAAAAUGUAUGACCAAAAUAGCAAAAUUAUGGGUGCGUUUGGGAUUGCUGUGAAGUGUUGUGGUUGUAGCUGUGGCUGUACUGAAUUAUGUUAUGUUGUGCUAUAGUUGUGGCUGAAAGCUAUUUUGGUGUUUGGUUUUUUAUUUCUUAAAAGUAUUACAAACGAAAUAUAAUAAAAUUUAUUAAUUAUU
This is a messenger RNA of Rubroshorea leprosula, 973 nucleotides long. The record is from the annotation of a GenBank genome assembly. NCBI's taxonomy places the organism in Eukaryota, Viridiplantae, Streptophyta, Magnoliopsida, Malvales, Dipterocarpaceae.